AUGUGGUGGCCCGGUACCCUCGUUCAAAUCUCCCUCUUUAGGACGUUACAUGAGAAUGAAACAAAGGAAGAUAGGGCACAAUACAGAGUCUCAAGGGCCGAGUUCUUUGUCAUCGCAAUGGUGUGUAGCUUCUUGUGGUACUUGGUUCCAGGGUUCCUAUUCCAAUCCCUGGCGAGCAUCUCAUGGGUUUGCUGGGCCUUCCCUAACUCCAUCACGGCCCAACAGAUCGGAUCAGGCCUUAAUGGGCUCGGUGUUGGAGCCCUCACUUUGGACUGGUCAACGGUGGUUUCCUUCUUAUUCAGUCCAUUGAUAUACCCCUUCUUUGCCAUAGUGAACAUCUUUGUUGGCUUUGCAUUGAUCAUGUAUGUUGUCGUACCGAUCUCCUAUUGGGGGCUAAACAUGUACAACGCUAAGACAUUCCCAAUAUUUUCGUCAGAUUUGUUCACCGCGCAAGGCCAAGAGUAUAACACCACGCUGAUCGUUAGUAAGAAUUUUGAGUUAAACACAACGGAGUAUGCGCAGUUAGGGAGGAUUCAUAUGAGUAUGUUCUUUGCACUCUCGUAUGGCUUUGGAUUCGCAACUAUUGCUUCGACCCUCAGUCACGUGGCCUUGUUCUACGGAAGAGAGAUAUAUGAUCGUUAUCGAGCAUCUUCGAAAGGAAAAGACGAUAUUCAUACAAAACUAAUGAGGAACUACAAAGACAUUCCGCAAUGGUGGUUUUAUGUAUUACUCGCAGUGACAAUCAUUAUCUCUUUGAUACUCUGUACCGUCCUUAAAAAGGAUGUCCAAUUGCCAUGGUGGGGUGUGCUCUUUGCGGCAGCUCUUGCCUUCAUUUUCACCCUUCCAAUCAGCAUUAUAACGGCCACCACAAAUCAGACUCCGGGCCUCAAUAUCAUCACGGAGUACUUGAUGGGAGUGAUAUAUCCCGGACAUCCGAUUGCUAAUGUCUGCUUCAAGACCUAUGGUUACAUGAGCAUGGCUCAGGCAAUAUCCUUCCUUAGUGACUUCAAGUUGGGCCACUACAUGAAAAUCCCUCCAAGGUCAAUGUUUUUGGUUCAGUUCAUCGGAACAAUUAUUGCUGGUUCGAUUAACCUUGGCGUGGCGUGGUGGCUCUUGGACUCCAUCCCCAACAUUUGCCACAAGAAUGUCCUCCCGCUUAACAGCCCUUGGACAUGCCCCACCGACCGUGUCUUCUUCGACGCAUCUGUGAUCUGGGGAUUAGUUGGCCCGAGGAGGAUCUUUGGCUCCGAAGGAGUCUAUGGAGCCCUUAAUUGGUUCUUCCUUGGUGGCCUGCUGGGUCCGGUUGUGGUGUGGUUACUGCACAAGUCGUACCCCAAGCAGUCAUGGAUUCCCCUCAUCAACCUCCCUGUCCUUCUCGGCGCCACCGCUGCAAUGCCUCCUGCAACGGCUCUGAACUACAGCUCAUGGAUCGUCGUGGGGACAAUCUUCAACUUCUUCGUUUUCAGGUACCGAAAGAGGUGGUGGCAGAGGUACAAUUACAUCCUCUCGGCUGCCCUAGAUGCUGGUGUUGCGUUCAUGGCUGUUGUCAUUUACUUUGCCUUUGAAAUAGAGGAUCGGAACCUGCACUGGUGGGGCUCCAACCCGAAUGUCGAUCCUGAGCACUGCAGGCUGGCGACCUGCCCGACAGCAAAGGGUAUUUCUGUAGAUGGUUGCUUGGUCUUUUGA
Eucalyptus grandis is the source of this 1686-nucleotide messenger RNA. Its product is annotated as oligopeptide transporter 4-like. Gene Ontology annotation, biological process: transmembrane transport. Gene Ontology annotation, molecular function: oligopeptide transmembrane transporter activity. The record is from RefSeq and is a predicted model, not a curated record. The coding region runs from base 1 to 1686 and encodes 561 amino acids. The transcript has 5 exons. Lineage: Eukaryota; Viridiplantae; Streptophyta; Magnoliopsida; Myrtales; Myrtaceae.